This is a messenger RNA of Thecamonas trahens ATCC 50062, 415 nucleotides long. Its product is annotated as sjoegren syndrome nuclear autoantigen 1. Bases 43 to 372 code for a protein of 109 amino acids. NCBI's taxonomy places the organism in Eukaryota, Apusomonadida, Apusomonadidae. Gene Ontology annotation, cellular component: centrosome; ciliary basal body. The record is from RefSeq and is a predicted model, not a curated record. The transcript has 3 exons.
CUCGUCCCACCACACACACGCACAGCCACACACACGCAAAGGAUGGCACAGCAGGGCGCCACCCUGCAGAACUUCAACAAUGAGCUCGUGAAGAGUAUCGAGGAGCUGCGCGAGAAGCGCGAGCAGAUCUCCCGGGCGAUCCUCAAGGAAGAGGAAGAGAAGGCAAAGAUCUCGAAUGACCUGCGGAUCCUGACUGAGCGACUGUCGCGGAUCAAUGAGUCGCUUGCGCGCAAGAUCUCGGCGCGCAACGAGUACGACAAGACCAUCCAGGAGACGGAGCAGGCGUACAUGAAGAUCCUGGAGUCGUCGCAGACGCUGCUGCAUGUGCUCAAGCGCGAGACGGUCAACCUCAACAAGCAGGUCGGCCAGUGAGCGGCUGCCCUCUUGCGGCCCAUGUAAAGAAAUGCGUACACUC